AUGUUGCGUGAGAUCAACCGCUCACAGUGGUGCCGGUCGAAUGCGGAUGCUGAUGUCUGUCCCAGCUACAUUUCCAACAUUGCCGCGUUCGAGCUCAAACCGGUGUUCAUCACAGGUUGCACAAUCACUGCCGUCGCCUUUGCUCUGACUGUGGUCGCGGUCCACUACGCUCGUUAUUCCAGUCACUUAUACGGGCUCGUUUACGAUGCACAAUGGAAGAAGAGAACCUCGGUCCUUGCCGUCAUUGCCGGCCUGUGGGCAUCUCUAUCUUUGCUGCUGCUUACCGUCUUUGACACGUACCGUGCCCAUGACCGCCACGUGAUCUUGAUGUUGUCUUGUUUGGCCGGGCUCGGUCUUUCCUCGAUCGCUACCAGUGCCGUAUGGUUCGACCAGGCCUGGAGACCUCCGGCACGAGAGGGCUUGCGGAAAUGGUGGUGA
Messenger RNA from Capronia epimyces CBS 606.96, 438 nucleotides. RefSeq lists its product as uncharacterized. The record is from RefSeq and is a predicted model, not a curated record. Lineage: Eukaryota; Fungi; Ascomycota; Eurotiomycetes; Chaetothyriales; Herpotrichiellaceae. Bases 1 to 438 code for a protein of 145 amino acids. The transcript has a single exon.